AUGGCUCGCACCGUCUCCGAGAUCACUGAUUUGCGAAUCUAUCCCAUCAAAUCGUGUCGCGGGAUAUCUGUGGAAUCCACCAAACUGACGCGGGAAGGCCUAGAGCUUGAUAGAAGAUGGAUGUUCAUCGACGAUGACCAUAAAUUCAUCACCAUCCGCUCAAAGCCACAAAUGACCUUGAUCAAUACCUCAAUCGAUCAUGACUCUGAUAGUCUUGUCAUCAGAAUUGGCGAUGAUGCCACAAAGCUAGUCAAAGUCCCAAUCCAUCCAGACCAGGAAUGGCUCGAUACCAACACGAAGCUGGUCUCGGUUGACAUAUGGGAGCACAUCACCGACGCGUAUGCUUACACCGACCCAAAACUCAAGUCGAUGUUCUCCGAGUUCUUCGGCGAGUCAGUCAGGUUGGUGGUCAAGGGCCCAGAGCCGAGGAUCUGUCGCGGCAACGGCGAUCCCAUGUAUCUAGGCCGCGAGGAGAAAGUGAACUUUCCCGAUGUGCUUCCUGUUCUUAUCGCGUCCGAGACUUCUCUUGCGGAGUUGAAUGCGAGACUGAGGGAGCUGGGUCAGAGCGAGAUCACCAUUGAGCGCUUCCGGCCAAACAUAAUAAUCAAGGGUGGCGAACCGUGGUCCGAAGAUUCAUGGAAGACAGUGCGAUUCAACGGCGACUCAUCACUCUUCACCACGAUCACAGGGGGCAAUCGCCAUGCUAUCGACCUCGAUGUGGUUGCCAGAUGUGCGCGCUGCACCGUUCCAAAUGUGAAUCCAGAUACGGCAGAGAAACAUCCACAUCAGCCUUGGGACCUGUUGGUGAGCUACAGAAGAGUUGACGAGGGAAUCAAGUACAAACCAUGUUUUGGUAUGCUGUGUUGUCCUCGGGACGAAGGAGAUGUGGAAGUUGGAAUGCGCUUCGAGGUCACGGAGGUCACCCAGGCCCAUAAGUACAUCAAAGGGUUCUGA
Molecule: messenger RNA, 954 nt
Organism: Capronia coronata CBS 617.96
Lineage: Eukaryota; Fungi; Ascomycota; Eurotiomycetes; Chaetothyriales; Herpotrichiellaceae
Exons: 2
Coding region: 1-954 (317 amino acids)
Molecular function (GO): pyridoxal phosphate binding; catalytic activity; molybdenum ion binding
Source: RefSeq, a predicted model, not a curated record